AUGCCUACCUCCCGCCCCAAAGCUAUUCUCGAUGAUGACCUCCCUCCAAAGGAGACUCUGCUCCACCUAAGCAUUGGCCGCAUCCACUUCCAGAUCGACUGGUUAAGCUGGUGUUUCAAGGCACUGGCCUUUUCCGCCCUGGCUGUCUACCUUUUCUCUGCCUGGUGGUUGUUUAGCCCUUGGUCUCCCGCAUGGUCUUCUCAGAACACUAUGAUCCCAGGCGUAGGUCACGAAGCGUUAGAGGAGUAUUUUCAUACCUUCUCUGGCAACACUGAAUGUGGCAUCGGCCUCGCAGAUCUCUAUGUUCCUCCUCAGAAAGAUGACAACGGCAAGUAUGCUCGCGGUGCAUUCUGCCCGAACCGUGAGAAACUGCUCGAGGCCAUGACCGGAGGGGGCAGACAUGGCUUUGAUGCCCCAUACUACCCCAAAGGCUGCCACUACCGCUGGUACAGCGUGGCCGAGAUCUGCAUGAUCCUCGAGCGAUUCGACUCCCUCGUCUUCAUCGGCGACGACACCCUCCAGCCCAUCUACAGCGGCCUCAACAUGCUCCUCCGGCAGGACCUUGCCCUGGGCUCUCUGGAUCCCUCCUCCGAGCUUAGCCCCUCAGAGCUAUCCACAACCUGCCGCUGCGACAACCAGUUCAUCAAAGACACCUGCGCCAAACACGCCCUCACAUCCAGCGAUCAAGUGGCCCUAAGCAGCAACAACAACAACCAAAACCAAAACCCAUACCUCUGCUCCCGCACCCCACACGCCUUCCUCUCCAUCUCCGGCUCCCCCUUCGAUCUCUCAACCCUCAAAUCCCUCCGCGCUCGGAUCCCGCGCGCCCCAGCCUCAAACUACCACCCCAUCCCCAUAAUCACCUCCCUAACCCCACCCAGCACCGGCAACGACAACGCACCAUCCGCCACUCUGGCAACGCAAACCCUCUCCGCCCUCCUCAGCUUCGCCGACGCCACCGCUCGCAAGACGCCCAUCCUCUGGCUCAACCCGCCUGCAACGGGCCACCUCGACAUCAGCGGCAGCGGCAAACAGCGGAACGGGAACAACAACAACAACUACAACAGCAAUAACGAUCUCUGGAUGUUCAGUGAGGAAAUGCAGCGGGUAGCCAGGGAAAAGGACGUAGAGGUGCUGGGGUUGUGGAAUAUGACGGUGCAGGCGAGCAGCUGGGAUGGGAGGCGGUUUGGGAGUUCGGUGGCGCUGGUGCAGGCUAUGAUGGUGCUUAAUUGGCUGAGCCGGUUGGAGAGUUCGUGA
This is a messenger RNA of Endocarpon pusillum Z07020, 1257 nucleotides long. RefSeq lists its product as uncharacterized. The transcript is spliced from 3 exons. Lineage: Eukaryota; Fungi; Ascomycota; Eurotiomycetes; Verrucariales; Verrucariaceae. The record is from RefSeq and is a predicted model, not a curated record. Bases 1 to 1257 code for a protein of 418 amino acids.